Messenger RNA from Scylla paramamosain (green mud crab), 4439 nucleotides. RefSeq names its product SUZ domain-containing protein 1-like. Lineage: Eukaryota; Metazoa; Arthropoda; Malacostraca; Decapoda; Portunidae. The record is from RefSeq and is a predicted model, not a curated record. The coding region runs from base 42 to 656 and encodes 204 amino acids. The transcript is spliced from 6 exons.
GCAAGCCGAUCUUCCUUUGGGUCAAGACAACAACAACAACAAUGGCCGCCGAACAGGACGAGGACCUCCUUGAUAACUGGGAGGAAAUUGACGAAAACCCGGCUGUGUUGGAGAAGCGCCUGGAGAAGUUGUCAGUAAAAAAGGCCACAGCAGAGGUGCCCCUUAUGCCGACCCAGCUGGUGUCCUACGAGGAUGGCCCCCGCACGCCCUUCACGUCCCAGGAGCCCAAAAUUAUGAUUCUUCGGCGCCCCCAGGAGAGAAGCCCCUCGUCAGCUGCCAACGGUAUUAUAAACUCAAAACAAAAGCAGCCGGUUAAAUCUUUAGAGCAGCGGCAGCAGGAGUAUGCGCAGGCCAGGCUGAGGAUACUGGGUGAUGCCGGGAGUGCUGAAGAGAGUAAACCCAAGCCAGUGCAGCAGAAGUCACUAGAGCAGAGAGAGGCAGACUACGCAGCUGUCCGUCUCAGAAUUAUGGGAUCGUCAAAGUCCGUCGAGGAACACAUGAUGUCUGGCACACCCACCGGAGUCCCCAGCACCACCCUGAGCCCCCCACACACCCACCUGGCACCCCAGAGCAGCAGCGUGGGGGUGGUGAGGUGUCCCCGCGGCCCUGACGGCACGGCAGGGUUCGGCAGGGGCAGCGGGGGAGGACAGAGGUAGCAGAGGUUUAAGGCAGAGCACCAUUGUUACCUUCCACCACCACCACCACCGCCACCACCACCGCCAGCACCACAUGACAGGCAUAGGAUGAAGUAUUACUGCUGUUGCCUUUUUGACAGUGCGGCCGGCUCCCCGUUUUUGCUGUCACCGCUCUGUCUCUUCCCUGCCGCCCGCCACAGAAGUUUUUGUAUGACUGAUGUGGAUGAAUUGAUGGUUUAUUUAUUGAAAACUAACUUGUGUGUGUGUCUGUGGUGAGGCAAGGCACUGGAGGGGACUAGGGAGGCUUGAUACGCCAAAAUGGGUCUUGUUCACACUUGCCAAGAUAUUCCCACCUGGUUUGUGUGUCUCUGUGAAGGCUUGUGGUGUCCCGUGCCCUGCGUAGGAGAGUGGGGCAUCCUUGGGGCAUCCUUCUGCGCCUGCCUGUGUCCCGUGGCCCCCAGUGGUAUGCAAAUGUGGACUGAGAGAGGCUGAAAGGCUGGACUCAUUGUGUUUUAUUGGCAAAAUUUUGAGCAGAAGGAGGAGCAGGAGGAGGAGGAGGAGAAGAAGAAGUUAAGUUUGAAAGCUGAAAAAACAGACAUUGCUUUACAGUUUUAUUAGUAAUAGUUAAAGAGGAGGAGGAGGAGGAGGAAGAGAAGGAGGAGGAGGAGGAGACAAGAGUGAUGUUUUUGUAUUAAUGUUUUAUUGGUAACGAUUGGAGGAAGAUAAGAGGAGGAGGAGGAGGGAAAAAGAGAGUCAUUUUUAAGUUUGAAAGCUGGAAAUAGCAAACUUUGUAUUAUUGUUUCUUAGCUUAUAGGAGGAGGAGGAGGAGGAGGGGGAGGAGGAGGAGGAGGAAGAAGAAAAGGAGGAGGAGGAGGAGGAGGAGGGAAGAGGGGCAAGACCAGUAUAAAAAAGAGGGACAUUCUUGAGUUUUUAUCAAUUUGUUCCUCUUGUGUCCAUUUUAAAGUGCUCUGCCAUGACAAGAACCAACACACACACACACACACACACACACACACACACACACACACACACACACACACACACACACACACACACACACACACACACACACACACACACACCCUGCUUUCACCUUUCCUCUCAGGGUGAAAAGGGUGAUUGAUGUAUUUUAUCUUUGUUUCAUCUUUAUUACAUCAGCCCCUCUUCUCCUUCCUUCCUUCCUUCCUUCCUUCCUUCCUUCCUUCCUUCCUUCCUUCCUUCCUUCCUUCCUUCCUUCCUUCCUUCCUUCCUUCACUGCAUAGUUUCACAGCUUCUGCUUAUUUUCACGUGUGCAGUGGCGUGUUUAGGCAUAGGCACUCUGGUUUAUAGGCCUAAAUGUUUAUGAGUAGGCCUGGGUUUCAAAGAUUAUUAUUAUUUUAUUCCCAGCCAGGUCAGGUCAUAAUGUUAAAUGUCACGCAGAGGUCAAUAUGGUUUGCUCCUGUUCGUGUUCCCUCCACAUGCCGAUGGCCACUCACCAGGCAGCCACCAGCCAGACCAGUGCCGGCUAGGGUGUGUGUCCCAAGCACUGUGCCAAAUAAACGUGCAGGAACUUACGUCACAGGGCUGAAAACUGACUCGUAAAUUUAUAAAACGCAGCAGUAGGUUAGUCAGUGCGUGAGGUGACCCCCAACAGGCUACACUGCUGACCUGCCGAAGAUCUGAUGACCCCUGACACCUGGAUGAAUGGUACUAUCAUAAGGGUAAAAGCCGACUGUUUAUCUCCUUGUUUAGUCGAUUAGAGGGGUCAGAAUUACCCUGAAAACUUGCACUCAUGUCGCCAACCUCUCGGCGUUUUGUCAACCCCAGCAUGUCGGUCCUGAACACGCCAUGCACAUGACGAUUCAUACGUUUGUGUGUCUUUUGUUGCAGUGUUUCUCUAUUCUAUCUAUUACAAUCAUUUUUUUUUAGCUAUCUCUCUUGUAUGCUGGAAUUUCAACUGUUUUAUGAGAGUGUGUGUGUGUGUGUCCCUGGCUGUGUGGCAUCCUGUGAGACAUGUAGGACUGUGCAAGUGUGUGGGAGUCCUUCAGGAUAUGUAGGACUCUGGAGAAGGUGUGGAGGUCCCUUAUAAAAUGUAGGAUGGUAAUAGGAUCUGUGAAGGACAUUUGGGGGUCCCUCAGAAUGCACAGGAGUCCUUGAAAGAUGUAUAGGACCUCUUUUAAGAUGUGUAGGACUUGUGGUGGUGCAUAGGACUCCUGCAAGUGGUGUGGGAGAUCCUGUGAGGCAUGUAGGAUAUCUGGGAGUCCAUCAGAUUGUGUAGAAGUCCUUGAAAGAUCUGUAGGACCUCUUUGAAGAUGUGUAGGACUUGUGGUGGUGCAUAGGACUCCUGCAACUGGUGUAGGAGUCUUGUGAGAGUCCCUAAGGAUAUGUAGGACUGCUGUAGGGUGGUAGGACUCUCAGGAUAUAGGAUAUUGGUUACCUUUGUGUCAGGGCCCUCAGUUACACACCACCACCACCACACACCACUCAAGCCAGAAAAAAAACAUCAAAUUAACAACUUUUUCCAUGAAUUAUUGUCAAAUGGACUUUUUUUUUCCUAAUUUUUUAUAACUUUUUUUGUAUGGGUUGAUUAUGUGAGGUGCUGGAUGUGUGUGUGUGUGUGUGUGUGUGUGUGCUGGGAGGCUGUGAAAAGCUUUUAAUUGACAAGAUGCUGACAACCUUAUGAGUCUGUUCCGUUUCUCUCUCUCUCUCUCUCUCUCUCUCUCUCUCUCUCUCUCUCUCUCGUUUUCUUCUUUUUUUUUUUUCCUGCAUGUUAACCCUUUCGUUGUCAUGGUUGUCUGUGAUAAACAUUCAGAGCAGUAUGAAAAUAUAGUUUGUAAGAAUGAGGCUAAUUUUGCGUUUUCUUUGCUACUAAACUAAAUAAUGUAUUAAUGGAAAAAAAAAAAAAAAUGAAAAAUCGCAAGAGAUCGUCAGAAUUGUUUAAAAGUAUAAUUUGUAUGGAAUAUUUAUAAAGGAAAAAAAAAAAGAGUAAGAGGUUUAUUUUGUAUUUUUUUUUCUAAGCUACUAAACUAAAUAACAUACUUCAGUUUAAAAGUGUGAAAAAUCGUAAGGAAUUAUGAGAAAAAUGUCAGAGCAGCUUAAAAAAUAUAGAAAAAAAAAAAAAAAAACGAAUAGGAUGUUCAUUUUGUAUUUUUCUAACCAUUAAACUAAAUAACCAGUUAACAAAAUGUAAAACGUAAAAAAGUUAUGGAAAUAAAAUGUCCGUUUAAAAAUACAGAAAAAAAAAACGAAUAAAAUGUUCUUUCUAAGCUACUAAAUUAAAUAACAGUCCAAAAAAUAAAACUUCGUAAGGAAUUAUGGGAAAAAAAAAUCGACUUAAGCUUGAAUCAUUACAUCUAGCGUAUCGUGAUAACUGAUCCUGACACAACCAGAUAAAAUAGACAAUAGGGAACAUAAAUAUAAAAACCCCUUUAAUAGACAACAUGAGAGGGUGAAAAUAGAUACAUUAACUCAAUAAUUCAUAGGAGUCAUAUAGCAAAACAUUAAUAGAAAACUUUUUUAUUACUUUUAUUACUUAUAUCUAUCUUUAUUUCAUUUAUUUAUUUUUUUAAGAGGUAGUCAAUAUUUUGUGAGAGGAAGAAGAGUAGACAGGUGAGAUGAGAUAAGAUGAACAGUAAUAGUCAUGAUAGUAACGAAUAGUAUGUCAGGUGUGUGUGUGUGUGUGUGUGUGUGUGUGAAGGGAGAAAUUUAAGCUUUGUUGAGUUUGAUUAUAAAGAUGAAAAGUGUAUACUCUCUCUCUCUCUCUCUCUCUCUCUCUCUCUCUCUCUCUCUCUCUCUCUCUCUCUCUCUCUCUCUCUCUCUCUCUCU